GCAAGAAUAUCAGCUGAGUGUCAGUCGUGGCAAGAAAGGAGCCCCACAGCCACUCGUCGACCAGGAGGCGGGCCAAGCCGGCGCUCUGUGGGCCUUUUGCUGGGCCUUUUGCUGGGGCUCCGGCCCCUCCAGGGACGAGCCAUGCCCAUGCUCCACCAGCCCCAGCCCCGAAGCUGGGACAGCUCUUCGGAGUCCUGUUCAUGCAGCUCUGUCGGGAUGGCCGCCUGCCGGGCACUCUGCUGCCUUUCAGGCCAGCUGCCGGAGGUGAACGUUGUCCUUUGGCGACACCUUUUUGGAGUGUUGUACAAUGUAGAGAAACGCUCCUCUUCGAAUCUCAUGACGGCUUAUAAUCUCGCAGUCUGCGUAGCCCCGAAUGUCCCGUGGCCGGCCGAUCCCUGCAGCUCAGAGUCCCGGGACGCGCUCGCAGAAAAGGUUUCUCUUGUUCAAUUUCUCAUUGAAAGAUCCCUCAGGAUAUUUGGGGAGGACAUCGCGUGCCUCUUGGGGAGCAGCCCAGUGAGCUGUGAUGACAGGGAGACAACAUCAGUGAAAGCAGAGCAACCUCUGGAAGGCUCGGAGACCUCUGAGACAGUAGGAGCCACCGUGAUUCUCGAAAGACACACAAGGGCAUGAUGAGGCCGAGGCUCCGCCCAGCGUGGACACUCCCAUGGCUCCUCCCCCGUUCUGAAGAUUAGAGUCUUCACGAUCACGUUCAACCCCUCCUUUUCCUUUGUUUCCUAUAGUAUCCCACUGAGAACUAUUUUUCUAACAUGUUUCCAGGAUUUUGCUGAAUUUGGAUGAAAUUCUUUUCUUUAUCCCAUGUA
This is a messenger RNA of Microcebus murinus (gray mouse lemur), 821 nucleotides long. Lineage: Eukaryota; Metazoa; Chordata; Mammalia; Primates; Cheirogaleidae. The record is from RefSeq and is a predicted model, not a curated record.